Molecule: messenger RNA, 519 nt
Organism: Pieris macdunnoughi
Lineage: Eukaryota; Metazoa; Arthropoda; Insecta; Lepidoptera; Pieridae
Source: the annotation of a GenBank genome assembly
AUGUCUGUAAGUAUUGCUGAAAAACAUGUUUCCUCCUCUUUAUCUUUGCUAAAAUCCUGGAUGGAUGCGAAUGGCCUAGAUCUUUCUCCCUCAAAAAAUCCAGGUAAUGUAGCUGGCUUUAGAAAACUAGACCUCAUACAGUCUAGGACUUUGAGGAUUGUUUCUCGUGCUAUGAAAUUGAGGUUAAUGCUCUGCAAAUAUAAUUUAGUUAACAUACAGCAUAUAAGUACAUAUCAGGUAUUAGUGUGCCUUGACCCAAACCAAACAUGUUUGGCAUUAGAACGCCGACCAAAAAUAAGCCAUCGCCGUCUUCAAGCGCGACUAGGAGAAAUUAAAACUGCGGUAACGGCCGCAGUCAAAAGGCUGUACGAGUUAGUACGGGAUGGAGAACUUCAGGACAAAGAUAAGAGAGAUGAUCAGCCGAGCAAAGUCACGAACCAAGCGGAAGCCAAAAAACCAGAAAGGAAGGAAACAGCGAAGGAAGGUGAACUGGACAAAAGAAUAGAAAACCUUAAGUAG